Neltuma alba is the source of this 1480-nucleotide messenger RNA. RefSeq names its product F-box/kelch-repeat protein At1g57790-like. Gene Ontology annotation, molecular function: protein binding. The record is from RefSeq and is a predicted model, not a curated record. The transcript is spliced from 2 exons. Bases 157 to 1302 code for a protein of 381 amino acids. NCBI's taxonomy places the organism in Eukaryota, Viridiplantae, Streptophyta, Magnoliopsida, Fabales, Fabaceae.
UUACUUCUUCUUCAUAUGCCUCUGUUUUGUCGGCGCUUACUGCUUCACAAUUCACAUGCCUUCUGACACUAUUUCUCUACUCUCUCACUUGGUCUUCGUCGGGGUUCAUACCUCUUGGGGCGUUUAUGCUCGAGAAGCAACUUCGCUCAGUGAAUUAUGUUGCGGAAAAGGAGGAGAACGACGAUGAAAUCGUUGACUGGUACAGUCUCGAACAACGGAAGAACAGCAAUUAAGGUGAAAAAUAAAGCUUUGGAGCUGCAGACCUGGUCUGAUCUUCCUGACGAGCUCUUAGAAUUGAUUUUGUCCCGUUUGACCUUAGCAGACAAUGUUCGCGCUUCUGCUGUUUGCAAGAGAUGGCACGCUUCUGCCUCUGCAGUACGUGUUGUAAACCAAUCACCAUGGCUUAUGUGCAUUCCGAAAUUCGGAAGCUGGUGCGAAUUCUAUGACCCCGUGCACCGCAAGACCUAUUCCUGGGAGUUUACAGAGUUAACUGGCUCCAGACUGUGUUAUGCAAAAGAUGGUUGGUUGCUGCUAUACCGGUACAGAUCCCACCGUGUGUUCUUCUUCAAUCCUUUUACUCGGGAGGUGAUUAAAUUGCCUAGAUAUGAGAUGACAUGCCAGAUAAUUGCCUUCUCUUGUGCUCCUACAUCUCCCGGCUGUGUUCUGUUUGCUGUUGAUCAUGUUACUCCCCUUUUUGUGGUUAUUAGCACAUGUCAUCUUGGAGACUCGGAAUGGACGACUCUGAGCUACCGAAACCGCUUGCCCUUUGUCAGUAGUAGCAUUUGGAAUAAGGUUGUAUUUUUUAAUGGGCUGUUUUACUGUCUGAGUCUCACAGGAUGGAUAGGGGUUUUUGACCCAGUUAAACGUGUGUGGAAUGUUCUAGCGGUGCCUCCACCCAAAUGCCCAGAAAACGUUUUGGCUAAGAAUUGGCGUGAGGGAAAAUUCAUGACAGAGCAUGAAGGAGAUAUAUUAGUAAUUUAUGCGUGUUCCAGUGAAAAGCUCAUUAUUUUUAAGUUAGAUCAGAUAAAGAUGGAAUGGGAAAAGAUGGAUACACUCGAGGGAGCAACAGUUUUUGCUAGUUUCUUGUCAUCCCAUUCAAAGACUGACAUGCCUGGAAUAAUGAGAAACAGUGUGUACUUCCCUAAAGUUCGAUUUUAUGGAAAGCGUUGCAUAUCAUACUCAUUUGACGACUGUAGAUACUAUCCUCGCAAGCAGUGUCAUGACUGGGGAGGGCAAAAACCUUUUGAGAAUAUAUGGAUUGAACCACCAAAGAACUUUUCAGGCUUCUUGGAUGAGUCUUAGCAAAACAAGUAAGCUUGUGCAAGAUCAGUAAUUUAUGAAGUUAUUUUUCAGUAUUAUGUAAGCAUACAUUGUAAACAUACUGGAUGUAUGUUUGAUAUAUCUGUAAGUCGUGAAUUCAAAACGUUACCUUUAGAACCCAAAAAAAAAAAAAAAAAAAAAUCAAAACGUUGCCUAGAAA